UAAAAAAAUUAAAAAAAAUAGUCUAGAAUCCAUCAUCGCCUCCUAUACUUUCUCUUUUUGGAGUUUCUGCAAAUAAAGAAAAAUAAAAAUAUCAGAGCAUCUACGUCUUUUCCAUGUCCAUUGGCGACUAACCAUGACGACCGUUGCCAUAGAUUCUCUUCUCCCAAAGCCGGGGCUAUCGUUUCGUCCCAAGGCCAACGUGUUGCUCAAGCCGUCUCGCUCGUUGAAUUGCUAUCGAAAUCCAAAGCUUCUCUUCUCCCGCGGGGCUUGCUCCUGUAGCUUCAAGCCUGGUCGGAGGAUUCAUGUCGUCGAAGCCAGCUCCACUGAUGCAGCUGUUAUCGACACCUUCGAAGCUUUCUCUUCCGGUGACGUCUUGUACAAAGAGACUUUUCCCGUCAAGCGAAUUGAAAAGGUGGAAGGAAAAAUUUACAUCAGGUUAGAUCAAUCAGAAGAUCAGAAGAAUUGGCAGCUUGCAGUAGGAUGUAGUCUUCCAGGAAAGUGGAUUCUUCAUUGGGGAGUUUCUUAUGUUGGUGACAGUGGCAGUGAAUGGGAUCAACCUCCUAAAGACAUGAGACCUCCUGGUUCAAUUCCCAUUAAAGACUAUGCAAUUGAGACUCCCUUGAAGAAACUCUCUAAAGGAGAUAUGUUUCAUGAAGUAAAGAUUGAGUUAAAUCCCAGCAGUGCAAUUGCAGCUAUACAUUUUGUCCUGAAGGAUGAAGAAACUGGAGCCUGGUAUCAGCACAGAGGCAGAGAUUUUAAGGUGCCUCUUGUGGAUUACCUUGAGGAUGACGGCAAUAUGGUUGGAGCAAAAAGAGGCUUUGGUAUAUGGCCAGGUGCUCUGGGGCAGUUCUCUAACAUGCUACUUAAAUCAGAAACAUCACAAGCUAAUGCUCAAAGCAGUAGCAAAGAGUCCAAAGACUCUAAGAAAGAGAAUAGGCAGCUUGAAGGGUUCUAUGAGGAGCAGUCUAUUGUAAAAAAAGUUCCUAUGGGUAACUUUGUGAGUGUUGCAGUUAGAAAGUGUUCGGAGACAUCCAAGAAUAUUCUGUAUUUAGAAACUGAUAUACCCGGAGAUGUUUUAGUUCACUGGGGAGUUUGCAGAGAUGAUGUGCAAACAUGGGAAAUUCCUGCUGCCCCGUAUCCACCAGAAACAACUGUAUUCAAGAACAAGGCUCUACGCACUCAAUUGCAGCCAAAAGGUACAGGAAAUGGAUCAAGAGCAUCAUUCACUUUAGAUGAAGACCUUGUUGGAUUUCUCUUUGUCCUCAAGCUGGAAGAUAAUACUUGGUCGAAGUUUAAAGGAAAUGACUUCUUCAUUCCCCUCUCAGGUGCGACUAGUGUUGUGGGUCAACUUGCUCAAUCUGACAGUGUAAGUGAAGAAAUCUCUAGUAAAGCAUAUACUGAUGGUAUCAUCACUGGGAUAAGGAACUUGGUUAGUGGCCUUAACUCUAAGAAGAGUCAGAAGACCAAAACAAAGGAAGCACAAGAAAGCAUUCUUCAAGAAAUUGAAAAGCUAGCUGCUGAAGCCUAUAGCAUCUUCCGGAGCUCCAUUACUACCUUUUCAGAGGAGGCUGUUUUGGAAAUUGAGGCACCGAAACCUGCUGUUAAGAUAUCCUCUGGAACAGGCACAGGGUUUGAAAUAUUGUGCCAAGGUUUCAACUGGGAAUCUCAUAAAUCAGGAAGAUGGUAUAUGGAACUCAAAGAAAAAGCUUCUGAAAUAUCUUCACUUGGCUUUACUGUGAUUUGGCUACCACCACCAACAGAGUCUGUCUCACCUGAAGGAUACAUGCCAAAGGAUUUGUAUAAUUUAAAUUCCAGAUAUGGAACUAUUGAUGAGUUGAAGGAACUUAUAAAGAGCCUCCAUGAAGUCGGUUUGAAAGUUCUCGGUGAUGUUGUAUUGAACCAUCGCUGUGCACACUAUCAAAAUCAAAAUGGUGUAUGGAAUAUAUUUGGUGGUCGCUUAGAUUGGGAUGAUAGGGCAGUAGUUGGAGAUGAUCCUCAUUUUCAGGGCAGGGGCAACAAAAGUAGUGGAGAUAAUUUCCAUGCUGCUCCCAACAUUGAUCAUUCACAAGAGUUUGUGAGGAAGGAUCUCAAAGAAUGGUUAUGCUGGCUGAGAGAAGAAAUUGGUUAUGAUGGAUGGAGGCUGGAUUUUGUCAGAGGAUUCUGGGGUGGUUAUGUAAAGGACUACUUGGAUGCAAGCGAACCAUACUUUGUGGUGGGUGAGUAUUGGGAUUCCCUCAACUACACAUAUAGUGAAAUGGACCACGACCAAGAUGCCCAUAGACAGAGAAUUGUCGACUGGAUUAAUGCUACUAAUGGAGCUGGUGGUGCAUUUGAUGUCACAACCAAGGGAAUUCUUCAUUCGGCACUUGGAAAAUGUGAAUAUUGGCGAUUAUCGGACCAGAAAGGGAAGCCUCCUGGGGUUGUUGGAUGGUGGCCAUCUCGUGCUGUUACGUUCAUAGAGAAUCAUGACACUGGUUCUACCCAGGGUCAUUGGAGGUUUCCAGGUGGAAAGGAAAUGCAAGGAUAUGCUUAUAUAUUGACUCACCCAGGAACCCCGGCUGUGUUCUACGAUCACGUUUUCUCUCAUUAUCGAUCUGAAAUUGCUGCUCUUAUCUCUCUCAGAAACAGAAACAAAAUCCAUUGUCGGAGUACGGUUAAAAUUGUCAAGGCCGAGAGGGAUGUAUAUGCAGCCAUUAUCGAUGACAAGUUAGCAAUGAAGAUUGGACCGGGUUCUUAUGAGCCUCCAAGUGGAUCCCAGAGAUGGUCCUCAGCUCUCGAGGGGAACGGUUACAAGGUCUGGGAAUUAUCAUAAUGUAAACCGCAGGCAUUAUUUAUGUUGCCGACUGUGUAUAUCAUGUAGAACCCUCCACCGUGAAGCUCUCUCUCAUUCUAUCUUAAAAACAAGUUGAAGAAUGUCGAACCGGUAUAGUUUAUUUGUUCUGUACUGCGGACCGAUGUUCAUGUCAUUCUUGUGUGUACCAUUUUUUACCUGAAACGCAUGGGGUACUCGACUGAGGGGCUGGGCUAGACUAGGUGACCAUUUGAGCCAGUUAGCUAAUGUUGAAGUGGGAAAUAUGGUAUUAGACCUAGGAAAGGAGAUGUGUACCCUUAUACAUUAUAGUUUACAUUAUAAUGCCUCACGAGUCUUGAGAAUAAUAUUGGAAGGGCAGUUUCUUAGUUACCUCCUGCCAAAUCUGUACCUUUUUUGCUAGAACAUGACUUGUUGCAAAUUGGGAUGCUUGUUGUAUUUGUAUUAUUAUUGGUUUCUUAUGAAAUAAAAUCCUAUUUAUGUCAUUCCCAA
Theobroma cacao (cacao) is the source of this 3301-nucleotide messenger RNA. RefSeq names its product alpha-amylase-like 3 (gene AMY3). Gene Ontology annotation, molecular function: alpha-amylase activity; calcium ion binding. Gene Ontology annotation, biological process: carbohydrate metabolic process. The record is from RefSeq and is a predicted model, not a curated record. Lineage: Eukaryota; Viridiplantae; Streptophyta; Magnoliopsida; Malvales; Malvaceae.